Emys orbicularis (European pond turtle) is the source of this 1125-nucleotide messenger RNA. RefSeq names its product layilin (gene LAYN). The record is from RefSeq and is a predicted model, not a curated record. Lineage: Eukaryota; Metazoa; Chordata; Testudines; Emydidae. The coding region runs from base 1 to 1125 and encodes 374 amino acids. Gene Ontology annotation, molecular function: hyaluronic acid binding. The transcript is spliced from 7 exons.
AUGGGACUGGGGCAGGCGCUGGUGGCCGCGGCCAUGUGCGCCGCGGUGCUGGGCUGCGUGGGAGCGUCUCGGUUGCUAAGCGGGCAGACAGUUUGCCGGGGUGGAACUCAGCGACCGUGCUACAAAAUCAUUUACUUUCAUGAUGCUUUGCGCAGGAUCAACUUUGAAGAAGCGCACCAGACAUGCAGAAGAGAUGGUGGGCAUUUAGUCAGUAUUGAAUCAGGAUCAGAACAGAGACUGAUUGAAAAAUUGAUUGAGAGUCUCUUGGCUUCAGAUGGAGAUUUUUGGAUAGGACUUAGGAGAAAAGAGGAAGACGUGGACAAUAGCACAGAAUGUCAGGGCCUGUAUUCAUGGUCUGAUGGCAGUACAUCCAAAUUUCGGAAUUGGUAUACAGAUGAGCCUUCCUGCGGGAGUGAGAUCUGCGUUGUGAUGUACCACCAGCCCUCUGCCCCGGCAGGUGUCGGAGGUUCCUAUAUGUUUCAGUGGAAUGAUGACAGAUGCAACAUGAAAAAUAACUUCAUUUGCAAAUAUUCUCUUGAAAAACCAACUGCUGCCCCAGAAGAGAACUCCCAAGUGGAUGUUGUCACAGGGUCCUGGAAGCCAACGUUCCCAGAAGAACGCAUUAAGGAAGAUGCCAAUGAAACCCUUAAAGAACCCAAAGAACCUGUUUUGAGUCUUGUCUACAUCUUAAUUCCCAGCAUCCCUCUGCUCCUUCUCCUGAUGGUCGUUACAGCCAUCGUCUGUUUUUGGCUUUUUGCAAAGAGGAAACGAGAGCACAUGGAGGCGAGUCCAAAGGAGCAAGAUGCCUGGAUCUCCCCCCACAGGAAGAACAGUCCCAAUUUGGAGAUUUACAAUGUAAUUAAAAAACAAAUGGAGGCAGAUCUGGCUGGGACCAGGCCAGAUACUAAGAAUUCUUCCUUCCGCACCCCUUCCGGAGACCACACGUCUGACAACUUCUCCGGAGAUUACGACAACGUGACUGUGAAUACUACAGAGAGCGGUUUUGUGACGUUGGCUAGUACUGAAAGUGGCUUUGUGACCAAUGAGAUAUAUGAGCUGUGCAAUGAUCGGGUGGGACAAAGCAAGGAGUCGGCCUGGGUGGAAAACGAAAUCUAUGGAUAUUAA